AUGUCUUCGCAAUAUCAGUCAGUACACCUUAAAGCUCGCCCUACGAGCGAAAUUGUUGCAGGAGAGACGUUUGAGGUCAGAUCCAAUGCUGCACCCAAGGAGUCUGAUCUCAAGGAUGGUCAAGUCAUCUUCCGUUCUCAGUACCUCAGUCUUGAUCCUGCCAUGAGAGGAUGGCUGAAUGAUACACGCUCAUACGUUCCUCCCGUUCAAAUCGGUGAAGUCAUGCGCGGCGUCGCCAUCGGCACCGUCGAAGCCUCAAAAUCCAAAAAGUUCCCUGUCGGCACCCUCGCUACUGGACUUGUCGGCUGGACCGAGCUCGCAGUGGUUGACGAAAAGGCUCUGGAACGUAUUGAUCUCCCUUCCAACGGUCGCACCACCGAUGCCCUUGGUGUCCUCGGUAUGACCGGCUUGACUGCCUACUUUGGUAUCAUCGAAGUCGGUCAAGUCAAGAAGGGGGACUUUGUCGUUGUUUCUGGCGCAGCCGGCGCAACAGGAAGUGUCGUUGCUCAAAUCGCCAAGCUCAAGGGCGCAAAGGUGCUUGGUCUGGCCGGCUCAGACGACAAAGUAUCAUGGUUGAAGAACGACCUCGGUCUGGACGAAGCACUCAACUACAAAGACGCAGACUUCACCACCAAAUUCCGCAACGCAACCAAGGGAUUGAUCGACGUCUUCUUCGACAACGUUGGUGGUGAUAUUCUCGACCUCGCUCUCUCGCGCGCAAAGCCCUUCUCUCGCUUUGUCAUCUGUGGCGCUAUCAGCGACUACAACAACGCCUCUCCCCGUGGUCUCAAGAACUACAUGAUGAUUAUUUCCAUGCGUAUCCGUAUGCAAGGUUUCAUUGUGUUUGACUAUGCAGACAAGUACGCCGCUGCCAGACAAGAAUUGGCACAGUGGCUCAACGAGGGCAAAUUGCAGAGAAAAGAAACUAUCAUUGAAGGUGGAUUGAGCAAGGCCGAGCAAGGAUUGAGAGAUCUGUACAAAGGUGUCAAUACUGGAAAGCUGCUUGUUGAGGUUAGCAAGCAGAAGGAUGGUAAGGCUAGACUUUAG
This is a messenger RNA of Aureobasidium melanogenum CBS 110374, 1047 nucleotides long. Its product is annotated as NAD(P)-binding protein. The record is from RefSeq and is a predicted model, not a curated record. The coding region runs from base 1 to 1047 and encodes 348 amino acids. Lineage: Eukaryota; Fungi; Ascomycota; Dothideomycetes; Dothideales; Saccotheciaceae. Gene Ontology annotation, molecular function: oxidoreductase activity, acting on the CH-CH group of donors, NAD or NADP as acceptor. The transcript is spliced from 2 exons.